GCGCAGCCUGUGACCGUGUGACCGUGUGGUUCUGCGCGUGUCACAUCUAUGCACAGCAUGAUCAGGCGCAGACAAACAAACUCUGAGCCAGCGCAGCGCCAGAUGCCAGAUUCAACCUCCGAGAUGUUGUCGCCACAUCCAAAAGGACCAACGAUUUCUUCGGGCAGCAUUGUUGUUUCAGAGACUGAUAGUGCUGCCAAAUCACCUAAACCAGACACGAGGAGGAGAAGAGAGACUCGACAGAGCCCAUUCAAAGUGCCAGACAGUAAUAGCAUUUUCCUGCUGAGUGUGAAUGAAAGAGGAGAACAAAAAGAGGAGAUGCGUAAAUUCCUGGCUUUGCCAAUCAAUGAGAAGACGACCCACGCUGCUCGAAUGAUGACCAGGCUGAGGAAGGAGCUGGGGGAACAAGGGGAGGAGGAGAUAAAGGAGAUGAAGAAUCUGAAACAAAUCAAGAGUAAGACAGUUCUCCCUAAACAGACACCCAUCAGACAGGAGCUGAAGAAGGCCAUGAUGAAGCGAGAAAACGUUACCAAAGACAGCAAACAUGACUUAAUCUCAAUGGAACGGCAGAAAGCAGUGUUGGAGUUAUCUCUGAUGACGAAGAGGUCCGAGAUUUUGAAGAUGGACGGGGCCAUUGCGAAAGAGGAGGAACAGCUUAGACGGCUCGAAAAGUUUAUUGAGCAAGACAACCUCAAGUUCGAGGAGUUCCUCAGGGAGAACGAGAAGAAGUCCGUGGAGGCGAGGACCUUUUUUGAAUGCGAGGCCAAGUCCAAACAGGAGAAGAAUGCUGAGAUCAAGAAACUGACUUCUGAAAUAGGGACCGUUACGAGCGAUCUCGCCAAGUUUGGAGAAAUCCUGAUAGACUACAAGAGAUACAAGGAGCUGCUGUUCGAAUUGUCUCCUCCAGAGUGGCAGGAGGCCCAGAAAAACAAGGCUUUGAAAGUCCCGUCUGAUGGAGACGCCAAGGACAAGCAGAACAUGGAGCCUGAGGAGUCAGCCAAUAAGAACGGUUUGGAGAGCAAGGUUUCCGAUCCAGGUGGAGAGCUGCCUUCCAUCAGAGAGACCAGGUUGUCCUCAGACGGUGGGAACACACUGAGCACAACCACUAAACUCGAUAGCGACAACUCAGAAUAUGAGGAUGAGCCGGAGCUGUUCUUCACCGAUCCCCAGCAGCUACUGGAUCUGGUAACAGACCUGACGGAGCAGAACCUCUCCCUGAUUCAGAACUCCACAAGGGUGGAAGUGACCGUGGAAGGGCUUCGACAGUCCAUGGAGACAACCAGGAAGAAGAUCGAAAAGGAUGAGGAGCAGCUAACACUGCAGAUAAACGACAUGAUCCGGAGGAUCGACACAGAGAAGGCCAGAGGCACUAAGCUCAAACAGAUGGUUGAGCUCCAUGUGUCAUUAAACACAGAAGACCAGGACGUCAUGUUGGACGCUCUGGGCGAGAAGGUGGCGGAGGUCCAUCGGCGCUGUGUGGAUGACAGGAUUACCAACCUGAGCACCUUGGAGAAGCUGGCCAAUAUUGAGAACCGCAUGGCGUUGCUGCUGCAGGGCCUCGAGAGCCUCCCAGAGGAGAGCUUGAAGAUGAUAAAGAAGAUCAAGGACAGUGAGAGGAGGAGCAGGCAGCGGGAGGAGAAGCUAAGAGAGCAGCAGGAGAAACAGAAGGAAAGGAUGAGGAGGUACUUGGAGAGAUCUCUGGCUGACUCCAAGAAAAUAAGUGGGAAAAAGCUCAUGUCCAGAUGCAAGCCUGUUAACCAGAAAGUAAGAGUCAGUAAAGUGGACAACAGCCCCGCUGAAGAUGAGAUGUAUUCCUACCUCUUCACCUCUGAGGACUUAGAGUAA
Molecule: messenger RNA, 1845 nt
Organism: Anoplopoma fimbria (sablefish)
Lineage: Eukaryota; Metazoa; Chordata; Actinopteri; Perciformes; Anoplopomatidae
Gene: cfap100
Product: cilia and flagella associated protein 100
Exons: 16
Coding region: 49-1845 (598 amino acids)
Source: RefSeq, a predicted model, not a curated record